This is a messenger RNA of Portunus trituberculatus (swimming crab), 385 nucleotides long. RefSeq names its product histone H2B-like. Gene Ontology annotation, molecular function: protein heterodimerization activity; DNA binding; structural constituent of chromatin. Bases 47 to 385 code for a protein of 112 amino acids. The transcript has a single exon. Lineage: Eukaryota; Metazoa; Arthropoda; Malacostraca; Decapoda; Portunidae. Gene Ontology annotation, cellular component: nucleosome. The record is from RefSeq and is a predicted model, not a curated record.
AACACAACACACAACUCUUCGCAAGUUGAACGACGCCGUUACUACCAUGCCUCCCAAAGCAUCAGGAAAGGCUGCCAAGAAGGCUGGCAAGGCUCAGAAGGCCAUAACCAAAGGGGACAAGAAGAAGAAGCGGAGGAGGAAGGAUAGCUACUCCAUCUACAUCUACAAGGUGCUCAAGCAGGUCCACCCCGACACUGGCGUGUCCUCCAAGGCUAUGUCAAUCAUGAACUCUUUCGUGAACGACAUUUUCGAGCGCAUCGCUGCCGAGGCAUCCCGCCUGGCACACUACAACAAGCUCUCCACCAUCACCAGCCGGGUGAUCCUGACUGCCGUCCGUCUCCUUCUGCCUGGCGAACUGGCUAUCAAUUGGUGCAUUUAUACAUAA